Molecule: messenger RNA, 1527 nt
Organism: Aureobasidium uvarum
Lineage: Eukaryota; Fungi; Ascomycota; Dothideomycetes; Dothideales; Saccotheciaceae
Source: the annotation of a GenBank genome assembly
AUGUCAACGCAAAAGACUGUCAUUGUUGGUGCUGGUCCCGUCGGUGCUCUUGCUGCACUUUACGCUGCUGGCCGUGGCCAUGAGGUAGAGGUCUAUGAACUAAGAGGAGAUCUCAGGGACCCUUCUACUGUUCCACUCAACUUUACCAAAUCCAUCAACUUGGCUCUAUCAGAGCGAGGAAUCAACGGGCUCAGAAAUGCCAAUGUUCCCGGCCUGAUCGAAUCCGUGCUGGAAGAGACUAUCCCCAUGCAUGGCCGCAUGAUUCAUGGUGCAAAGCAAGGAGAGGUCUAUGAAGAAUCUCAAAACUACGAUAUCUAUGGACGGGUACUUUUUACUGGUCUUUCUGUAGCAGGCCUCAACAAGCGUCUUCUUGACGAGCUAGACAAGAUGCCAAAUGUCAAGCUGCUGUUCAACCACAAAUUGGUAGGUGCCGAUUACAAAAAGAACAAGGCCUGGUUCGAGAGGCGUGACGAGGGUGUGCGACAAGACCACGCUCAGAACCCCACCCAAGGAAAAGACACGCCUCAUGCUUCUACCGAGAUUGAAGUGACAUUUGAUUUCAUGAUUGGCGCAGACGGUGCUCAUUCAUCUGUCCGCUACCAUCUGAUGAAGUUUACGCGCAUGUCAUAUCAGCAGGAGUACAUCGAGACGCUAUGGUGUGAAUUCCACAUGGAACCCUCAGCAACGAACGACUACCAAAUCUCACCCAACCACCUGCACAUCUGGCCCGGCGGCGAAUUCAUGUUCAUCGCCAUCCCGUCCUUGGACAAGACUUUUACAUCAACACUUUUCCUACCCGCCAAGAUCUUCGCUGAACUGGACAAGGAUUCUUCUUCCUUGGUAGACUUCUUCAACAAGAACUUCCCAGGAGUGGCAGGCAAACUCAUCCCCGAGGCCGAGUUGCAGAAGCAAUACAAGGAAAACCCGCAUCUGCCACUGAUCAGCAUCAAGUGCUCACCAUACCAUUAUGGCUCUUCUGCAGUCAUUCUGGGAGACGCAGCACACGCCAUGGUCCCUUUCUACGGCCAAGGCAUGAACGCCGGACUCGAAGACGUCCGCGUGCUCUUCGAACACCUAGACGCAAAAGGCAACGAUGCAUCCGGUCGUGCCUCGGCACUCGACGAGUACUCGUGUAACCGCGCACCCGACGCAGCAGCCAUCAACGACCUCGCCCUCCGCAACUACCAGGAGAUGCGUGCGGAUGUAGUGUCACCCGUCUACCGCCUGCGCAAGUGGAUUGAAGAAAAGAUGAACGUAUAUCUGCCCUCCGCAGGUUUCGCAACCCAGUACUCGCGUGUCAGUUUCGGCAAUGUUCGCUACUCGGAGGUGGAAAAGCUGGCGCAGAAGCAAGGCAACAUUUUGUUGGGUGGCAUGGCAGGUAUUGUGGCAUUGCUCAUUCCUGCAAUGGGAUAUGCUAGCUGGGCCCUCUGGAGAUGGAAUCGUGCAUCCCAUGCUUCCAGAGUCUCUGUCAAGGGCAUUGCAAGUUUGGGAGAUAUUACCGAGAGGAUUGGAAGAAUCUUCACCUAG